AUGCCCACAUGUGGUAGCUUCAUUGUGGUAUUUACUGCUUCACGCGUGUGUGUUAGGUUAUGUACGGUAAUCUCCCCCGCCCCAUCUGUUCAGCACCGGGGAGGGGGGGUCCCGGUAUUUUUUGUUGCCCGGUCCUCGGUGCAUAGUACACAGGAUUGUAUGACUGGGCCUCGGUGAGCGCCUACUCUGGCGCGGAUGGUGGGGCCUGCGGAUCGGUCCAUUAUAGUGGAGGGAAGGGGGAGGCGGAUGACGAGCGGCUGAAGUGGAGGGAAGAGACGGCGGGGAGCAGGCACUACGGCCAGAAAGAAUAACUGCAGUUAAGUUUCUCUUUGUUGGAAAAGCCCUGCUUGCCACUUUGCCUUCCCGACAUCACAAAUGCGACCAUGGGAGCUGGCAGUGAAUAGGUGGCCUCCUUCAGCCCCCAUAAACCAGCGGAGGUUCUUUGGACCCUGCAGCACCCCAGCACACCUCAGGCGAAGGUAGGAGCUGCGGGGGCUCUGGAAAAGUCCUCCAACGAGGCGUCAGUGGGGCAGGAGGGACAGACCUCAACAGGGCAUCCUCAUUCAGGAUGAGAAUUCUUUCCGGGCUACUUUCUUUCCUGUAGAUGAACACAGAGUUUUUGCCCUCACCAGCACUCCACCACGAAUGCUCCACCCCACUGCACACUCCACCCAGCAAACCCCAUUCAUGGUUGACCUUCAUGAGCAGGUACACCAGGGACCUGUCCCUCUGUCAUAUACGGUUACAACAGUAACCCAAGGCUUUCCUUUACACACCGGGCAGCACAUCCCAGGGUGCAGCACCCAGCAGUUGCCAGCAUGUUCUGUCAUGUUCAGUGGCCAACACUACCCCCUCUGCUGCCUUCCUCCUCCGCUCAUCCCUGGGUGCACCAUGCAGCAACUUCCUGUCUCGUACCAGCCAUUUCCUCCUCUUCUCUCCAGCGAUCAUUACAUCUUGCAUCCUCAUCCACCGCUGCCACCACACCAGCCACCUCAUAUGGCCUCUCUUACUCCAUUUGUUACAGUACAACCACAGAGAAUGCCACUGCAAAGGAUAGACAAUGAGUUGGAUCUUCGAGGUGACCAACAUCACAUGGGCAACUUCCCAUUCCACCACUCUCACCCUGUGCCUACAUUGCCCCAUUCAGUGCCCAUGCAUUACCUCUCCCAUGAUGCACUGCACCAGGAGCUGUCCUUUCCAGUGCCAUACGCACAUCUGAUGCCACGGCGAUUAAAUACCCAACGGUAUCGUCUGCAGCAACCACUGCCGCCUCCUGCACUGCCUCCUUCAUAUUACCCUAGUUUUCUGCCCUACUUCCUCUCCAUGCUUCCUGUAUCCCCCACCUCUGUGGGCCCAGCAAUCAGCUUGGAUUUGGAUGUGGAUGAUGUUGAAAUGGAGAACUAUGAGGCACUGCUUAACUUAGCUGAACGUUUAGGAGAAGCAAAGCCGCGUGGACUCACCAAAGCCAACAUAGAGCAGCUUCCAUCUUACCGCUUCAACCUUGAGAGCCACCAGUCUGAGCAAACCCUGUGUGUGGUGUGUUUUAGUGACUUUGAAAGUCGGCAGCUCCUCAGAGUGUUACCUUGUAACCAUGAGUUCCAUGCAAAAUGUGUUGAUAAGUGGCUCAAGUCCAACCGCACAUGUCCCAUCUGCCGGGCUGAUGCUUCUGAGGUUCACAGAGAUGGGGAGUGAGGACAGGAAUUUUCCCUCUUGCCUCCUGCCGGUGCACAACCCCAGAGGGAUCAACACAAAAUAAACCAGCCUCCUUGCCUGACUCGGAUGCUUCAGCUUCCCCCUCCACCUGCACUUGUCCUUAUGGCUAGGACACAGCGGCUUUGAAUCUGGAGGUGGUGUUAAAGAGUCACACAUUCCACUGUCUCCAUCCUAGUACCUCUACACCCCAAUACUUCCCAACAGUGCUCCUUCAUUGUGUAUUGCCGUUGUGGGCAUUGGGAGGGAUUUGAGGUGUGUGUGAGAUGAAUUGGGUUGCAAAUGAGAGAAACUUUCUCUCUUUCCCCUGAGAGUAGCUGAGGCUAACAGGAAAAGACUGGGUCAUUGUGGCCAGUGCUAUCCCCCAAAGGGGAAUUAGAGGCAUUACCAGGGGCUCCCUGUUUGCAAAAUUUCCUUCUGUCAGUCCCUUAGAGGGGAAUGUCACAGCUGCUUAUUUAAAUAUGUUUGCACUGAUGCCCUAGCGGGCAGUUUUCUUUUCUUUUAAUGCAUUGGACCAGAUUUAUGUUUCCUUCCUUCCAUUUGCUGCCAUCAGACCUAUCUCUGGUUGAAGAAUAAUAUGUUUUAGGCGUUACUGUCUGUGCUUUGUAUUACUCUUUAAUCUUGCCUCCAACCUUCCUCCACCUUCUCUGUGUCCAGCCAUCCAUUUCAGUCUGCCUGAAAGCAGCGUGCUGUGAAAUGUGCCGGAGGGCAGAGCCGUGAUGAGGUCUUUAGCAUCAGAUGUGAUUUUAUUCUCUUGACCCAGUGAAAAAUCAUAGCUUUUGCUCCCUGGAGGAAUACAGGAGACAUUUGUGUCUGCCACCACUCUGAUGGCCACAUGCCAUCUCGCAUGACUUUUAAGCUUCAUUUGCUGGAGUCUGUUUUAUUUCUAGAUUUUUCUUUUCUUCUUAGGCUGGCAACCUGUUGAGCAUAUGUGUUGCGUGGACCAGUCCGGAGGUGCAGGGGCCCUUUGCCUGUGUUCUCGCCCCUGUUUCGUCUGGUAGCAGAAGCCCUGGUAAUGCCUCCUCAGUGUAUUUUGUCAGGCAGCAGGUCACACAAUUGCAGGCUGGUGUGUGAUUACAGGGUUCACUCUGUUGCACGCCAAGCUGUUUUUUUUAGUGAGCGUGUUGCACUUGGCACCCGCAUUUCCCCCACCCCGAUCUCUGUGUUGACAGUGACGCAAGAGGCGCAUGGGCGAGCGGCUGCCUAAUUUACUGAUUUGUAUCUGUUUUAGUUCAAGUUUGCAUGAUAGAACAGCAAUGAAUACAACACAAGAGCCAGCCAACCAUUUCUGAUCUGUGUGCGCAUUCUAACGGUCAGGCAGAAAGAGUCUGUCUUAAUGUUUCACAAUAUGCAUGUCUGAGCAGCUUGGAAUAUGGUAUCUGCUAACCCUUGGCCGUCUGUGGAGUGACGUGAAGGGGGGUGGGGGGUACUGGGACAAGCAUUAUAGGGGCAUGUAUCAUGCUGAGCUGAUUCCUGCUGUGCACUUGUUCGCAAGCAGAAGGCACCUGAACUGUUUGUUGGGAUUUGAAUGUCUCAUUGCCUAUAAAGGUCACACUCGGGCAGGGAUUAUUGUGUGCGAUGGGGUGUUCCUAGACCAAAAGUAAAUUAGUUCUUCAUACCGGCCCUCUAGUAUAUUACAGCGUAAUACCGCGUGGAAAUAUAAUAAUCCGAUGUUAAUGGCUAAUAUUACAUACAGCGUUUAAUGUAAUCCACCUCACGUCUAUAGAGAAACUCAUGCAAAUCGCCACUGCUGUAACCUGUAGUACAUUGGGGUUGUAAUUCUAGGCUGUCGAGUCAAUAACCUUUAAUACAGUGUUCUGUUAUGUCUGUGGUGGUGGCUUUGCAGUCCUCUUUUAUUUUGGGGCUAGUAACCAGUGUUCUUGUAUUUUUGUUUAGACCCUUCACAAGUACUUCAGUAGUACUACAAUAACUUUUCUCCCCACUCUGUGUGAACAUAGCGACAUAACCCCCUCUAGCCACUGUUUGGCUAUAGAUGUCUUCCUCUCCACUAACCACUUCACUGUUCUCACGGUUGACAAUUCUGAAAAUAAGUUGCGGCUGGUGGUGUGUGUAUGUAUAUUUAUAUUAUAUAUUUUUUAUAUAUAUACACACACACAAAUUAUGGAUUGGAAGACACAACUGAAUUUACCAGCUAGCAUGUAACGUGCAAAGCAUUGAUCUCCCAUCCAUUGUGCUUGUCCUUUCAUAGGUUCAUAUAGAGAUCCAUGGUCCACCACCUGAGACUGACACUAUGGGUGGUGGACGCUUCUUGCCUUACAUACCGGCAGCACAUGAGGUUUCAAGCCAUAUGCCGGCAGUGAGAACAGUGGAGAACCAAACUGUUCAUAUGCUGGAGCGUGAUUGUAUCUGCUAUUUUCUCCUCUCCCCCCACAAUAGACAAAACCCCUGUUCUGUAAACUGCCACAGUGGGGCUAGUGGAAGAAGGUAGCCGUGAUUAUAGCAGAGGAACUGGAUGGAGCACUUGUUUUACAGCACACAAGUUACCAAAGGUCUUACUGUAUAUAUUAACACUUCAGACUUCUCAGCAGACAACAGCAGUAUCUGCUGCCAAUCUCUCGGAAACCCCUUACCUGCUGGAGGUGUCAAACUCGAUGAGCCCCUCUCCAGCCAAUUAGGGAUUGUCUCUUCAUCCUCCGCCCUCUGCUCCACUGUAUAGCAUCCAUACGGUUCUUCCACUAAUCUCAGUAGGAACCCCACAACUAUAGUUCGAGUGCUGUUAAGCUCUAGUAAAGCACUUAGCACUUCAUGAUCAGUCUGCUUAAGUAAUACCCAUUGAUUUAGAAUGUCCGUGAUUGCUGCAUAGAUGCCACUUUUUUAAUCUCUCGAUAUGUUCUUUUAAACACCCCUAUGGUGGGAUAUAGUGGAUUGUUUACUGUAUCAUCCUAACCUCCUGGACCCCAUACUCACACUGGGCUUGAUUGAUCUCAAUUUUUUUUUUCCCCUCCCACUAACAUUCCUGGCCCCCUACCCCAGAGAUGUGGCUUCCCUUACUCAGGGUCCCGGAGGUGUCUUCUGUGUUAGAUUUGUAUAUCUAUAUGUGUGUUUAUGCAUAUAGAUAUAUCUCUAUAUAUAAACUUUUUAUUUUUGGCUUUUGGUACUUGCACAUUUACUGGUUACCUCAUUUCCCAUGUAUGUAUUUGAAAAAAAAAAAUGCUAAUAUAUAGAAAUGGUUCUUGAAGCUAUCAAAGUGUGUUUCUUUUCCUCCGUUCCAUUGGAAUAAUAUUGGUUUGUAGCAUUUAACAUUACCUAGUAAUAUUGUAUUAUAUAUAUAUGUGUAUACUGAUUGAAAUUUUUAACAGAUUUGUACUUUUCUUAAAAUGAAAGUUGCUAGUUUUGCUUGACCUGGUAGUGCAAUCAUUUAUUUUUUUUAAUGUUGUGGCUGAAUUGAGAGGGUUCACUAAUAAAUGUACAAGGACAAUAAUGGAGUC
Bufo bufo (common toad) is the source of this 5159-nucleotide messenger RNA. It is a transcript of the gene RNF44, whose product is annotated as ring finger protein 44. Lineage: Eukaryota; Metazoa; Chordata; Amphibia; Anura; Bufonidae. The coding region runs from base 646 to 1692 and encodes 348 amino acids. The record is from RefSeq and is a predicted model, not a curated record. The transcript has 11 exons.